This is a messenger RNA of Populus nigra (black poplar), 2432 nucleotides long. RefSeq lists its product as uncharacterized. NCBI's taxonomy places the organism in Eukaryota, Viridiplantae, Streptophyta, Magnoliopsida, Malpighiales, Salicaceae. Bases 1040 to 2128 code for a protein of 362 amino acids. The record is from RefSeq and is a predicted model, not a curated record. The transcript has a single exon. Gene Ontology annotation, biological process: defense response.
UUUGGGUUAAUUAUUGUUUUUUUUUUUGUAAACAUUAUUUACAAUGUUUUUUUUUAAUCAUAUUUUUAAAUUAAACAGAUUAUUAAACCCAGAUCUUGUAUGUUUCUUGCUUCUCCACAAAACCAGCGCGCCUUUAUCAUAUUUUCUACCUGGCCCGCCUGUCUAGUGAGCUACCAAAAGGAAAAGAAUUUGUUGAGCAAAAGUGUGGGGCAAUGUUCUUUAGUCUUCGCCCUACCCUCCCUAAUCGCUAUUAAGGUUUUGUGUCCUAGCAUCUAAAGGUUAGCAGGCGAGAAGGAUUAGCUCGUUUUGGCUGCACCCUUCGACCCCUUGCAAUGGCUUUGGAAGGAGCAAUGGAGGAAGAAGUUUCAGGUGUAGGAGAGGGAUGCUUGACACAGGUAGUAGCUAGGCUGCCGGUAUCUAGAGCAAAAUGGUUGGUUUUUACUCAGAUCUAGAAUCAUUGAGGAUCCGACUCACCGCACUUCUUCCAUUCCUACUGAUCUCUAUAUCCUUCCCGAGCCGUGUCUUGCUCCUCUGUCAUUUCCAUCAGAGGAGAGCGAUGUUGGCACCAAGGAUUAGGCUCUGCUAAAUAGUCUUCUUUUGUGUCAAAUAUGGGACCUUAUUGUUUGAACAUUUCGUUAAAUGUGGAGGGUUUGGAUGCUUCUGGAUUUUGUUCUUCAGGUUGUUCUACCUUACUGUUUUUAGCUAUAUUCAUCAUUGACCGAUAAAUUGUAGGUCGAAUCUUCCAAGUCUCAGGUGCUUAUCAUCUGAAUUUAAUGGAGAAGGAGACAAACUCGCUGAAAAUUCUCUGUCAAAGUGUAACACAAUCAAGCUCUAAAAAUAGACUUUAUAUGACUAUUUUUCCCCUUUCAUUUCGCUGCACCCCAUGAACUAUAACCCAACAAAACUCCUUCAAGUGUUUCUUCAUUUUCAUCUAUGAUCAUUGUGUCCCUUCUAUGCUGGCGCGGGGCAAGACUAGCGAAGAGGCUACAAUUCUCGCCCUCAAGCCAGCGCUAGCCCCACGACCAUAGGAACAAUCAGAAUGACUUUUAAUGCGCACCCUUUUCAGCUCUUAGAAAUCAAUGUUAUAUCAGGCCAAGACCUGGCUCCUGUGUCCAAAUCUAUGCGUACUUAUGCAGUAGCUUGGGUGCAUCCAGGAAGGAAACUGUCUACCAAGGUUGACCAAAAUGGCCACAUCAAUCCUCAAUGGAACGAGAAGUUUGUGUUCCGCGUUGAUGACACGUUCAUAAAUGCUGAGAACUCUUCUAUCAUGAUUGAAAUCUAUGCUGCGGCAUGGCUACGCGAUGUUCAGAUUGGGUCUGUAAGAGUUCUGAUAAGCAACUUAUUUCCUUCUAACAACAACAACAACAAAAUGCGCUUUGUUGCACUUCAGGUUCGCCGCCCAUCAGGAAGACCUCAAGGGAUCCUUAACAUGGGGGUGCAGGUGCUGGACAGCACAAUGCGCAGCAUGCCUUUAUAUACAGAACUUAGUGCGUCUGCAGUUGGCUUCAAUGACCUCAUUAAUGCCAAAACCAACGGGAAAGACCUAGAAGAAAAGGGUGCAAAAUUGCGACGCACACAGAGUGACCGAACUGACCACACCACCACUGAUGAAUCUGGACUGAAAGAGGGUGGUGUCAGGUCACUUGGUGGCUCGUUGAUUAACUCUUCGGUGGCUAAACCUAGUGUUAAAGACAAUGGCAAUGGCAGCAUGGUCAAUGGUUCUCUUUGCUCUGAUGUGGGGCCUUCUGCGUCUGUUGUGGCAGCAGCAAUUGCUAAAGGAUUGAUUAAAACACCAGCAAAUGCUGGUCAGCAAGAUACAGAUGGUGCAGGGAGCUCUAUUCUUGAGGAUUGGACAGAAAAUGAUAGUGCCGAAGGCCUAAGAACAAAGCUUGAGAGAUGGAGAACAGAACUUCCUCCAGUUUAUGAUAAUGAUCUUCGGAAGAUGCAAUCGAGAAGCAGAAACAAGAAGCACAGGCGCAGGUCAGAAGGUGGGCGGUUGUUUUCAUGUUUUGGCAAUGCCUUUGGGUGUGAAAUUUCCAUUACUUGCGGUGGGCGCAAUAACAAGAAAAGGUGUGGAAAUCACAAAGUCUGUCAUCUUAGCUCUGUGGACAGUCAAUCAUAUUUAUAAGAUGACAACAAGAUUUUUUGUCCCGUCUCUUUUUAGCACAAAACGAAAGUUGGAAAUGACUUGAAAUAAGUCAUGGUGCUUGUACGUCUUUUUCUUUAAUGGUCCCUGGUUGCUAGUAGACAUUUUGCUUCUGUAUACUGUGAGAGAAAAGGUUGUUUCUUUGUACAUGAUGAAUGAUGUACUUAUUGUUUGUUGGGGAUUUUUGUGCAUAAUCCUAAUGGCCAAAGCUGGUGAAGGAGGAUUUGCACUAUAAUAUCAAAGGAUAAUAGAUAUCUGUUUUUCUUUUUUGCAACUCGGGCUCAUU